Molecule: messenger RNA, 1654 nt
Organism: Poecilia latipinna (sailfin molly)
Lineage: Eukaryota; Metazoa; Chordata; Actinopteri; Cyprinodontiformes; Poeciliidae
Gene: oxtra
Product: oxytocin receptor a
Exons: 3
Coding region: 366-1538 (390 amino acids)
Biological process (GO): female pregnancy; positive regulation of vasoconstriction; cellular response to hormone stimulus
Cellular component (GO): plasma membrane
Molecular function (GO): vasopressin receptor activity; peptide binding; oxytocin receptor activity
Source: RefSeq, a predicted model, not a curated record
UGGGGACCCUAUAACACGGGCUCAUGCGCUGUGCUGCUGCCCAUUCCGAAGACUCUCAGCAGAGAUGAUGCCAGUUUCUUUUCUUCAUCUCCAGUUUUAGCAUUUAUGUUUAGACUUCGGGUGUAAACGCGGCAUUCUUUACUGUAUACAUUUCUAAACAUUUUUGUUGCUUGGUGGAUUACAGGCAGACUAUGGGUGACGUCCGAGACAACGUAAAACCCUUUUGCCAUCUGGGAAUUAUGAACUGACCUUGAUUAUGCCUUGGCACCUGUGAGGACGCGAGGAAGACUUGGGCGCUCACGACCCCUCUCUUGGUGACCAAAACCACUGACGAGUCCUUCUGCAGAGAGGACGAGGCUGCAGCAAUGGAAACUAUUUCCAAUGAAAGUGAUAUCUGGCAACUGAACGAAUCUUGGAGGAACUCCAGCCUGCUGAACGGGACCGGCGGGCUGAAUCAAACGAACCCCCUGAAGAGGAAUGAGGAGGUGGCGAAGGUGGAGGUGACCGUGCUCGCUCUGGUGCUCUUCCUGGCGCUCGCAGGAAACCUGUGCGUCCUGCUGGCCAUCCACACCACCAAACACAGCCAGUCCCGCAUGUAUUACUUCAUGAAGCACCUGAGCAUCGCCGAUCUGGUCGUGGCCAUAUUCCAGGUCCUCCCGCAACUUAUCUGGGACAUCACAUUUCGGUUCUACGGACCAGAUAUGUUGUGCAGGUUGGUAAAAUACCUGCAGGUUGUCGGGAUGUUUGCAUCCACUUACAUGUUAGUUUUGAUGUCCGUAGACCGCUGUCUGGCCAUAUGUCAGCCUCUGCGCUCUCUGCACAGAAGAAAAGAUCGCUUCUACGUGAUAUUUUCCUGGCUCCUCAGCCUGCUCUUCAGCACCCCGCAGAUGUUCAUCUUUUCCCUCAGAGAGGUCGGCUCAGGAGUGUACGACUGCUGGGGCGACUUCGUGAAGCCCUGGGGAGCGAAAGCUUACAUUACAUGGAUCAGCCUCACUAUCUACAUCAUCCCCGUGGCCAUACUGAGCAUUUGCUACGGUCUGAUCAGCUUUAAGAUAUGGCAAAACUUUAAGCUGAAAACCAGACGCGAACAGUGCAUCAGCAUGACCCCCAAAACCUGCAAAAGCAACACUCUGGCCCGGGUGAGCAGCGUGAGGCUCAUCUCCAAGGCGAAGAUAACCACCGUGAAAAUGACUUUUGUGAUUGUGGUGGCGUACAUCGUGUGCUGGACCCCCUUUUUCUCGGUCCAGAUGUGGUCUGCGUGGGAUCCAGCUGCGCCCCGUGAGGCCAUGCCCUUCAUUAUCUCCAUGCUGCUUGCCAGCCUCAACAGCUGCUGCAACCCCUGGAUCUACAUGUGCUUCGCUGGGCAUCUCUUCCACGACCUGAGGCAGAACUUUCUGUGUUGUUCCGCUCGCUACCUUAAGUCAUCCCAGUGCCGCUGUGAGCAUGACUUUGACUCCAGCCACAAGAGCAACUCAUCAACCUUUGCCAUUAAGAGCACCAGCAGUCAGAGGAGCAUCACACAGACAUCCACCACGUAAGCCGCUGGCCUCCUCUUUUUUUUUUUUCCUGCCUCCCAAGUUGCCCACUCAGCCUCUCACUACAUGCUGCUCCCCAUAAAUUUUCCAGCGGUUCGAUUUUUUUUUUUUUUUCAAAA